Messenger RNA from Ahaetulla prasina, 2181 nucleotides. It is a transcript of the gene TRABD2A, whose product is annotated as TraB domain containing 2A. Gene Ontology annotation, cellular component: membrane. NCBI's taxonomy places the organism in Eukaryota, Metazoa, Chordata, Lepidosauria, Squamata, Colubridae. Bases 651 to 2153 code for a protein of 500 amino acids. Gene Ontology annotation, biological process: negative regulation of Wnt signaling pathway. The transcript has 7 exons. Gene Ontology annotation, molecular function: metalloendopeptidase activity. The record is from RefSeq and is a predicted model, not a curated record.
GCCCCCCAAGGACUCUGCACCGGGUUAUCGCCGCGUGGGAUGUCUUGCAACAACUACGCGGAAAAUCCAGCAGGAGGCCAACUGGGCCCGGGGCGGAGGUCAGAGCGGGGAAAGGAGGAGGGCUUCUCCGGCCGGCGGCGGGAGAGUUUAGGGUUAGGCACCUCCUGCGGCCAAUCCCGCCAGCGUGAUUGUGACUUGCUGCCUCCAUCCAGGGGCUGCUCCAAAAACUCCGCCGUUCGGCUCCUGGAGCAACUUUGAACCGGGGAAGGCGAGAGAUUGACGGAGGGAUCGGCCUGGGGACGGAGCCUCCUCCCCCCCGCGGCAUGGCGAAUCCUCCUCCUCCUCGCAACCUGGGACAGAGACCCUUUAAGAGGUGGGGGCAGCGCCUGGAGGGCUUGGCUAGUGGGUGAUUUAGGGAGCGGGCCGCUAGGACAGCCGCCUUAAAAACGCCCUGAGAAGAGAAACACAUUUUGGUCCGGGGGAGGGAAAAGAAAGCCGAACCACCAUCAAAGUCCCCCCUCCAAACUUUUCGCAUUUUGGCCCAGUGAAUGAGAUUUCCACCCCCGGCUCCCUUCUCCUCCGCGUCUCUACCCCACCCACCUACCCACCCCUCCACCCAUCCGUGCCCCGGGCGUGGAAUUUAAAAUAGGAUGGUGGUGCACAACGCCGAGCUUCGCUUGGCGCUGAUUUGCCUCCUCUUGCUGCUGGCUGGAGCGAAGCCGAGCCGGGAUCCUGCUGCGGCCAGCUGCGAAUUCCGCGGAAAACAAAGUGAGCUGAACUCCUUCCUGUGGACUAUAAAGAGAGACCCGCCAUCUUACUUUUUUGGUACCAUUCAUGUCCCUUAUACUCGAGUCUGGGAUUUUAUCCCUGAGAAUUCUAAGAAAGCCUUCCAGGACAGUCAUAUUGUCUACUUCGAGCUGGACCUCACUGAUCCCUACACAAUCUCUGCUUUGACCAGUUGCCAGCUUCUACCACAGGGCAAGAACCUUCAGGAUGUGCUCCCCAGGGACCUUUACCGCCGACUCAAGCGCCAUUUGGAGUAUGUCAAGCUGAUGAUACCUUCCUGGAUGACUCCAGAUCAACGAGGCAAAGGCCUAUAUGCAGACUACCUCUUCAAUGCCAUUGCAGGCAACUGGGAGAGGAAAAGGCCUGUUUGGGUCAUGCUAAUGGUGAAUUCUCUGACUGAAGUGGACAUCAAGUCACGGGGUGUACCUGUUUUGGAUCUCUAUCUGGCUCAGGAAGCAGAACGCCUCAAGAAGCAGACAGGUGCAGUCGAAAAAGUAGAGGAACAAUGCCAUCCAUUGAACGGUCUCAAUUUUUCUCAGGUGAUCUUUGCUUUGAAUCAGACUCUCUUGCAGCAGGAGAAGCUCCGAGCAGGCAGUCUACAGAUUCCUCACAGUACAGAGGACCUUAUCAAGCAUUACAACUGUGGAGACCUCAACAAUGUCAUCUUCAAUCAUGAUACUUCCCAAGUCCCAAAUUUCAUCAAUGCAUCUCUGCAACCUCAUGAGCGCAUCAUGGCUCAGGAGAUUGACAACUACUUCCGCCAUGAGCUUAUCUACAAGCGGAAUGAGCGGAUGGGCAAGCGAGUGAAAGAUUUACUGGAAGAGUAUCCAGAUAAAAGCUUCUUCUUUGCAUUUGGUGCUGGUCAUUUCAUGGGCAACAAUACAGUCGUAGAUGUUUUGAGGAGAGAAGGAUACAAAGUAGACCAUACAUCCGCUGGGCAAGCAAUCAGUGGAAAAAAUCAACAUAAGUUCUUGUCCGCCCUCUCCUCAACAUCUCCAGAAUAUGCCUCUUACAUUAUCUCCCAAGAGAUCCAACAACAGGAGGAAGAAGAGGAGGAUGACCUAUUGCCCCACACAUUAUUGCCCGAAAGCAUGGACCUCCUGGAGAAAGCAGAGCGGAAAUACAAGAAGAAGAAACAGCAGAAGAAACAGCGUUUACGUCAGUUCAAUGAUCUUUGGGUACGCAUCGAGGAAAGCACCACAGAGCCACCUCUGCGGAUUCAUAUAAUUAAUGGUUACAUUUCUGUGGAAUCUCAGCCACGAGGACACAAGAAAUCCCGCCAUAUCCAGGCAGAAAUGAGUUCUUCUAGCAAACCCUUUCUAUUCUUCUUCACUUUGACUUUUGUGUUGCUUAUAAUGAUCUAUUGAAGCUAGAAUGACUUUCCCAUAUUCAGCU